This is a messenger RNA of Synchytrium microbalum, 552 nucleotides long. RefSeq lists its product as uncharacterized. NCBI's taxonomy places the organism in Eukaryota, Fungi, Chytridiomycota, Chytridiomycetes, Synchytriales, Synchytriaceae. Gene Ontology annotation, biological process: mitochondrial respiratory chain complex I assembly. The record is from RefSeq and is a predicted model, not a curated record. The coding region runs from base 1 to 552 and encodes 183 amino acids. The transcript is spliced from 3 exons.
AUGGCUUCUUCAAACAGCAGCCAAUGGCUGUAUGUGCCCGAUUACCAGCGUAUGCUCCUGGCAGAAGACCUGAUGGAAGCAAGCUGUGCAUCAGAAGCCUUAAAAUCUGGAGUUUAUGGUGUUGGGUUUGGUGCUUUGAUGGCAGCUGGUUCUGGAUGGUGGACUGGGCUUCCGUUUAGAGAAUCUCUACCCAUGAUGGGUCGUAUGGGCGGUGUGGUUGGAAGUAUUGGUGCAUUGACAUAUGGCACAGUCUGUAUAUCAGCUCAAGUACGAGAAAAGGAUGACUAUAUUAAUACUGGCGUGGGUGGGUUUGUUGCUGGUGCUUUAAUUGGUAUUCGAGCACAAUCACUACGCUCAGUAUGCUUUUAUGCUCCCAUGGUAGCUGCUGGAUUGGCUGCUAUUGAUUUCACCGGACGAAACAUGAGAGAACAGGAAAGCAAACCUUAUGAAGACAAGAUAAAGAGAGCACCAUUCUUGCAAUGGCCAAAGAGAGAUCCAUUUGCUGAACGAUGGAAGGAAAUACAGGCGAGAGAAGCUGCUAAAUCAGAAUGA